Molecule: messenger RNA, 198 nt
Organism: Paracoccidioides lutzii Pb01
Exons: 1
Coding region: 1-198 (65 amino acids)
Source: RefSeq, a predicted model, not a curated record
AUGUCAAUAGCGGCAAAGGUGAUGGCGAUGAACGAGAAGUUAGUAGAUAUGGAUACACAGAAGUUUCAACGGCAGCGAAAUGACAACCACACCAUCAAUGAGGCAGAGCCGUGGCGGCUAUUGCGACUCUUCACAGCUUACGAAAAUGUCCGAUCCAGCAGUGCCCCAACCAAUGCCAUGAAUGCGUGCGAAAGAUGA